Mesorhabditis spiculigera is the source of this 798-nucleotide messenger RNA. Lineage: Eukaryota; Metazoa; Nematoda; Chromadorea; Rhabditida; Rhabditidae. The record is from the annotation of a GenBank genome assembly.
AUGGAUUGGCCUGCCCUGCCCACCGAAAUCCACCACGGAAUUAUGCACGCGUUAGAUGACGAUAUCAAAACAUUUUGGGACUACGCAUGCGUAUGCAAAUCAUUUUGGCGGGCCGCAGAAAACUUUUCCAAGCAAUGGCCUCGUGUCAAUUUGAAGAUAAGCCCAGCUCAUGUCGAAACCUUCUACUCGGAUGAGCGAUUCAUUGUCGAAUCGGAAAUGCUGCAAAAUAUGCUAUUCUCAAAUUCCGUUGUCGAUACACUAAUCAUUUCCGCUGGCCGGCUAGCCAUUCGAGAGCUUAAAGCAAUGAAGAUUCAUUUCGAAGAAACAGACUCAAAUGCUUUGCAAAUACUGAACGAAUGCAAGCCAUCUGGGAAAUACGAACUUGUCACACUUGGCGGAGUCGAUGAUCGAAAGGUUGUAGAUUUUCUGUAUGAAGCUGCCGCGAAGGUGCAACUUUUAUUCCAAUAUCGAUGGAACUUUACCACAAAGUUUUUAAUGGUGAAGAAUCCGCGGAUACGUGCUGAUGGGUGUCGACAGCGAUUGGAUAAUAUCAUGGAGUAUGCGAGGCGUAUGGUGGAUGAAUGGUGGAACGGGCUGAGGAAGAUUGAGUAUGUCGAACUGGUUAGGAUACCACCGAUCUCCAGAUGGCCCCCGGGUAUCGCUCGAUUCACCAUGUCAGUCAAUACAGCCUACAAACAACAGGCCAAGGUCGAAAGGCCGGACGGCAAAAAACUAUCCCUACGCUACUUUUCGCGGGCCCCACCUGCCACAUUUGGUUACACUUUUCUUUCCGAGAUU